GGGCUCCGGUGGCCCCGCCCCGAGUUCCCGGAAGCGGCCUCGGGGCUGGGUCCCGGUGCGUCGUUGGCUGCCCGCCGCCCCCAGCGCCCUCGGGGCGGGGACCCCGGGGCCAUGGCGCGCGGCCUCCGGAGCUGGCUGGGCGGCUGCCUGCUGGUGACAGCAUUAGGAAUGGUGCCUCCUCCUGAAAACGUCAGAAUGAAUUCUGUUAAUUUCAAGAACAUUCUGGAAUGGGAGUCGCCUGCUUUUCCCAAUGGGACUCUGACUUUCACAGCUCAGUACUUCAGUUACAGGAAGUUCCAGGACAGGUGCGUGGGCACCACCGCCACGGAGUGCGACUUCUCGGAGCUCUCCAAGUACGGCGACCACACCCUGCGCGUCCGGGCCGAGCUCGGGGACGAGCACUCCGACUGGGUGAACGUCACCUUCUGUCCCAUCGAUGACACCGCGAUCGGACCUCCUGGCGUGCAAGUGGAGGCACUGGCUAAUUCCUUACACAUACGUUUCUUGGCCCCGAGAAUUGAGAAUGAACAUGAGACGUGGACCAUGAAGAACAUUUAUAGCGCGUGGCUUUAUCACAUGCAAUAUUGGAAAAACGGCUCGGACACCAAGUAUCCAGUGACUUGUCAGUAUGACUUCGAGGUCCUCAGGAACCUGGAGCCGUGGACCACCUACUGUGUUCAAGUCCGGGGCUUUCUUCCCGAUCGGAACAAAACCGGGCAGUGGAGCGAGCCCGUCUGCGAGGGAACCAUCAGCGACGACAGCGCCCCCUCCUGGAUCGUGGUGGCCAUGGUCCUGGUGGCCUCGGUGUUGGCGGCCUGCCUGCUGCUGGCCGGCUGCUUCGGGCUGCUGUGGAGCGUCUACAAGGGCACCAAGUACACGUUCUCCCCGGGCAACGCGCUCCCGCAGCACCUGAAGGAGUUCCUGAGCCGCCCCCAGCACACCCGGCUCCUGCUCCUCUCCUUCCCGCCCUCGGACCAGAACGAGGUUUUCGACAAACUGAGUGUCGUCACCGAAGUCGAAGUCUCAGAAAGCAGCCAGCAGCCCCCAGGGGACAGCGGCAGCCUCGGGACCCCGUCGGGGCAGGGCCUGCCCUCCAGCUAGUCCCUGGGGAGGGGUACACCCCACUUCUCAGCGCUGCCUGAGGGCGACCAGCGACGAGGCCGGGACCCCAGCCCGGGACUCAGACGCUGGGCCAGGUCCGGAGCCUCGAACCCAAGCCUGGGUUUACCUGCCAAUGGCCACUCGGCCCGAGGACUCCUCGCGGGGGGCCCGGCUGCUCACAGAGGCCCCGGUGAGUUAGCAGCCGCCACAGGGGCCGUGCUGCUCAGCCUCUCCGCUCACUGACAUAGGGACACGCCUCAGUUGUGAGAAAGAAAAGCACUGGCCUGAGGGAUAAGAGCGGAUCCUGUAAGAUCCGACCGACCGACCGACCGACCACCCACAGGCCAUUGGGAAACGGUUCUGGACAGCGCGGACUCGGGGUGCCUCCUCGGGGUCCUGUUCCUCCUGUUCUACGUGGGGCCGGCGCUCCAAUAAAGUUCUCUCUGGUCCCCA
This is a messenger RNA of Myotis daubentonii (Daubenton's bat), 1554 nucleotides long. It is a transcript of the gene IL10RB, whose product is annotated as interleukin 10 receptor subunit beta. Gene Ontology annotation, molecular function: protein binding; interleukin-10 receptor activity. The record is from RefSeq and is a predicted model, not a curated record. NCBI's taxonomy places the organism in Eukaryota, Metazoa, Chordata, Mammalia, Chiroptera, Vespertilionidae. Gene Ontology annotation, biological process: cytokine-mediated signaling pathway. Gene Ontology annotation, cellular component: plasma membrane.